UUGCGGGCUUCCCCGCGCCGGUGCGACCAGGCGCCUAUGGCGUUUCCGAGGUGACGCGCUGCUGGCACCGACUCUCUCUGGGGGUGGGGGCAUCGCCCAUGAACCCUUCGGCGACCUUCUUCGUCCGGCGCCAGAACAUCGGGUCAGAAGUUGAGAAUUCCACCAUUGAGAAACAGCGGAAGGAGCUGCAGUUGCUCAUUGGAGAACUGAAAGAUCGAGAUAAAGAGCUCAAUGACAUGGUUGCAGUGCACCAGAGACAACUUCUUUCAUGGGAGGAAGAUCGGCAGAAAGUGUUGACUUUGGAGGAACGUUGCAGCAAAUUAGAAGGUGAGCUGCAUAAAAGAACUGACAUAAUCAAGUCUCUCAUGAAGAAGGUCAAAGUCCUUGAAUCCAAUCAAGUGGAGUGUCAGACAGCUCUUCAGAAGACUCAGCAACAGCUCCAGGAAAUGGCUCAAAAGGCUACACAUUCUGCCCUCCUCUCGGAAGACCUUGAGGCUAGAAAUGAAAAUCUCAGCAGCACGUUAGUGGAACUUUCUGCUCAGGUAGGACAAUUGCAAGCUAGAGAGCAGGCUCUCACUACCAUGAUAAAGCUAAAGGACAAAGAUAUUAUUGAGGCAGUCAAUCACAUUUCAGACUGUUCUGGUAAAUUUAAAUUGUUAGAGCAUGCUUUACGUGAUGCAAAGAUGGCAGAGACUUGUAUUGUGAAAGAAAAGCAAGAUUACAAGCAGAAAUUGAAGGCACUUAAGAUUGAAGUCAAUAAACUGAAAGAGGAUCUAAAUGAGAAGACAACGGAAAACAAUGAACAACGAGAAGAGAUCAUUCGCCUCAAGCAAGAGAAAAGUUGCCUGCAUGACGAAUUAACAUUUACUGUCGAGAGAGAAAAGAGGAAAGAUGAGUUACUUGAUAUUGCAAAGUCAAAGCAAGAUCGUACAAAUUCAGAGCUACACAACCUGAGACAGAUUUACGUAAAACAACAGAGUGACCUGCAGUUUCUUAAUUUCAAUGUAGAAAAUUCUCAGGAAUUAAUACAGAUGUAUGACUCAAAGAUGGAGGAAUCAAAGGCCCUGGAAUGCAGCAGAGACAUGUGUUUAUCAGAUCUUGACAAUAACUACCCAAAAAUCGAUUUUAAGAGAGAGAGAAAUCAGAAGUCAUUGGUUAAGGAUCAAAAGUUUGAGAUCACGUUGGCUCAGCGCAAUAGGUCAGACAAGAGCUUUUGUGAUGCAUGCAGAGAGAAGAAGCUUCAGGUUAAUACUGCGUUUGGGGAAAAAAGUGUAAUUGCUCUCUCAUCUCCAUUUACCAAAGACUUACUGGAGAAACAAAAAUCUUGGUCUCUGGGUGGAAAACUCCAGACUGAACCUGAAAACAAAGUUACAUUAUGCAAGAUUCAUGCAAACUCACCAAAAAGCAGUGGAAUGGAGCUUCAGGUCGAAGAGAAGCAGCUCUUAGAAACAUCCGUCUCGCUGCCUGAUGAGAAGCAGUGGCAUGACAUCAGUGUUUACCUGGGCCUUUCUAACUGCUCUGCCUCACAGCAUCUGGAAAAGCCUGACGGGGACAGCUGUAACCUCGCAGACACAGCUGCAAUCUCAUGCUGCGUCCAAAAUGAAGUCUGUGUGGGGGACAAGGACCUGGGGGAGUCCCAGUGCUGCCACCCGAGUAACAUCAUUGUCGAGGCCCCAGGACACAUGACUGAUGUAGAGUGGAUGAACAUUUUCAAGCCUUCCAAAAUGCAAAGAAUUGUUCGCCAUAAAACUGUGUGCACUUGUUCAAAAGGUGUCAGUGGCAUGAGAUCUUCAGCAAGUGAGCUCAUUGCCAUCCAGCCUCCCCAGUGUUUGGGUUCCUCAAAGUCUGCAGAGAGAGAAGAUGAACCAGAGCCCCCUCCAGACAAAAGAACCUCAUCCAAGAGUGUGUUCAUCAGCAAAGAUGCAGAUUCGCCCCAUGAAAAGGAUGACUUUUCUCCUACUAGUAAGCUCCAACGCUUGCUGGCCGAGUCUCGACAGAUGGUCACGGAUCUGGAACUGAGCACACUGCUGCCCAUCAGCUGUGAGAAUCUCAACAGAAGUAAAUUAGAAGUCUCAGAAGAGCCAGAUGACAAAAACACCCUUGUCAGUCAUUGAAGGAAACAAAGUCAACUUGGACAUUCACUGUGGCUAUGUAAGCAGGAUUCUCACUGAAAGGCAGAAAGCGGAUACCGUACUUCACCUGAAGACGAAGAGGAUUGUGAUUCCCACAGAAGCCUUUAAUACAAAGGCAGCAGAAUCUCAAAGUUUACUUCUUAAAGCGACUUUAUUUUGUUUUUGAUGAACCAUUUUUGUGUAAAAAAAUUUUUUUUCAUGCCAAAGAAAUGAGGUCUUACUCUACACACGUGUUUGGAACUAUGCUGAAAGAAAAAAUGAAAAAACUCUGUCAAGAUGCAGACGUGGUUUAAUACCAGAGAAGCUCUUUAAACCUGGUAUGAGAACCCCUGCAUGUCAAGUGCUGCUUGAGCUGUCUGCCUCCUUAAAACCUGGUAAUAUUCACAUUAUAGCUGAACUUCUCAGAGCCCGCUCCCAAUGUGUGACGUAGUCUUUUCUUCUCUUAUGGUUCUAGCACUGGACUUUGUUGUUUGAUGGGCGUGAGAUAAGAGGGUAUAAAAUGUUUGUAAUGGGACACUAUCACCUUGCUGGCAGUUAAGGCCAGUCUGUCCUCAGGCGACAGCUGCAUCUUGUCUGGCUCUGUAGUAGGCAGUUCACUUACACAAGACAGCAUUUGCUGGAAGAUCAAGUUUUAUAUAGAUUUUUAAAAAUAUAUUGAAGACUAAAAAUUCCAUUUUAACUUAAAAAAUAUUUUUUUAAAAAAUUACACUAUUGGCCUUUCUCCUUUCUACCAGAACUGAUCUGUUUCACUCAAUAAAAGUAUUUUUAAUAA
This is a messenger RNA of Myodes glareolus (Bank vole), 2904 nucleotides long. It is a transcript of the gene Ccdc62, whose product is annotated as coiled-coil domain containing 62. Lineage: Eukaryota; Metazoa; Chordata; Mammalia; Rodentia; Cricetidae. The record is from RefSeq and is a predicted model, not a curated record.